Molecule: messenger RNA, 1321 nt
Organism: Phytophthora infestans T30-4
Lineage: Eukaryota; Oomycota; Peronosporomycetes; Peronosporales; Peronosporaceae
Product: crinkler (CRN) family protein
Exons: 1
Source: RefSeq, a predicted model, not a curated record
CCCUGUAAAGAUUGGGUUACCGCAGUCUGUAUUUCAGGCUUGGUCGAGUCCAUUGAUACUAGGCCAACUCCUUCGAGAUAAAUUGUUCGAGCUAAACGACAUUUCGCCGUGCGAAUUUUUGAAAGAUUCGGUGUUUAGCGCUGCGUUCCUGUACCCGCAGGUGGAUGGGGAUGCCACAGAGAGUGCAUUUCAUUAUUUCUGGGAUUCAAUUAUCCGUGUGGUGCUCGGGUUUGUGUUUAGGCGUGCUUACGUCAACCGGGAUUCGAGCAGGAAAUCCUUGUCAGGUUUGAAGCGACCCGACUUUUUGUUUGCUUUGGAUCAUAUCUGUGUUUUUCGUGGUGAGGAGAAAGAACCUCGUACUUCUAUCACUGUGCCUCGUGAGGAGCUCUCUAAAAAACUGGUGUGGUCCUACGGUGGAGUGCCGUAUGUGUUUGGCUAUGCUGCGUCGGGCUUCGAGCUAGAAUUAUUUGCUAUCUAUCAAGACGUCACGGGCAACGUUAAAACCCACCUUAUUGGAGGGUUUAACUUGCAGCAUGCGCCGGAACGUUUUCGACUUGUACUGGCACUUCUGAAUUUGUGUCUGCUUUUCCCGGCAAUUGCGCAAAACUGUCCGGCCUCGGCAGGGACCGAGUUCAUGGACAUCCAUCGCGCCAAUGGCGUUAAGGUGCGGUUGAGUCCGAUUUUCGUCGAUAAGAUCUUUCACACACAAGAAGAGUAUCGUCGCGUGAAGCGGAUCUACGAUUCUUUGAAAGCUUAUAGGAUUCCUUGUGCCGAUGCAGUUGUCACGGUGGAUUCAGACCAAUUGAGGUUGACACUUAAGCCCCGCGGCGUUGAGAUGAAGCCAUGCAGCUUGAGUGAACUGUUCGUCGCGCUCGGGAACGUUCUCGAGGCCCUUGUAGUCCUCCAUCGCAACGGGUGGAUGCACAGAGACAUCCGUUGGUCUAACGUGAUCAAGCAUAUCGACCGCGUUGAAUGGUUUUUGAUCGACUUCGCUGAUGCAGCUCAAAGUCCGCAGAAAUAUCCCAGCGGCGAUCACUUGACGCACGACGAACACGCUUCAGAUAUUUUUAUGGAAGGUGGAUCCCACACGACUGCGGUUGACUUAUGGGCCGUGGGAUACCUGGUGAAGACAAGUAAGAUUGAACGGGAAUGGACUGCGGAGCCCGAAAGAGCGCUUUUCCUGGAUCGGUUGAUGAACACAGACCCGAGUGCUCGGCCGACGGCAGACGAAGCCUUACAGCUUCUGUCUCGUUUUGAACGUGAAGCUGCUGAGCAGGAAUCACAGGGCAAGGGUGUGCGCAAGAAGCAAAGACGUGCGUAA